Messenger RNA from Adineta ricciae, 816 nucleotides. Lineage: Eukaryota; Metazoa; Rotifera; Eurotatoria; Adinetida; Adinetidae. The record is from the annotation of a GenBank genome assembly.
AUGACGUCGUCUAGUAAGUUCAAAAAUCAUCAUAUAUCAAUAUUAGAUUAUUGGAACAAAGGCGUACGAUCUGCUCCUGCUAUUCAUCAAAAAUUAUCAACAACUUAUCGUUCAACAGUAUCUGCAUCAACAAUACGUUGUCAUCUUCAUCGAUCUGGCUAUCGAAAUGUAUUACCGAGAAAAACCCAUAUAUUAACAUCCGAUGAUAAACAAAGACGAAUUCAAUGGGCCAAGAAACAUAAAAAUGAUGAUUUUACGCGUACAGUAUUUACAGACGAAUGUUCAUUUCAGCUUUAUCGAAAUACAGUUCGCUGGUGGUCAAAAUGUCUAAAUAAUGAAGUCAAACCGAUACCGAAAAAUCGUCAGAAAAUCCAUGUGUGGGGUGCAGUGAGUACAGAGGGUGUAGUGAACUGUCAUACGUUUAAAUGCAAUCUUAAUGGUGAAUAUUAUGUUCAUAUACUCAAGAAUUAUCUUCUUCCUGCUGCAAGGCGUCAGUUUCAUCGAAACUGGCGUCUACAGCAGGACAAUGAUCCGAAGCACCGAAGUAAUAUUUGUAAUAACUUCAUUCAAGAUCAUGUACCGGAAUUGUUAGAUUGGCCAUCUAACAGCCCAGACGUUAACCCAAUUGAGAACAUCUGGUCGAUCGUAAAACGCAAAGUUGAAAAGAGGAAGUCAAAAAAUAUUGACGAACUUGAACGUUUUUUAGUUAUAGAACUCAAAAAUAUUGAUAUUAAUAUUGUAAACAAUUGUAUCAUGUCCAUGAAAGAUAGAUGUUCGUCUCUUAUUUCUUCUAAAGGUGAACGAAUAAAAUAUUAG